AUGGUGUAUGCUCAAUUUUGUACAAGACCUGACAUUGCAUUUGUCGUUGGAAUGUUGGGAAGGUAUCAGAGUAAUCUUGGUAUUGACAACUGGAAAGCUGCAAAGAAAGUUUUGAGGUACCUAAAAGGGACAAAAGACUACAUUCUUAAAUACAAACAAUCAGAUAGUUUGGAGGUGAUUGGUUACUCUGAUUCAGACUUUGAUGGUUGUGUUGGUUCAUAUAAAUCAACAUUGGGCUACAUAUUUAUGUUUUCCAGUGGAGCUAUAUCUUGGAGAAGUGUCAAACAAACCUUAACUGCUACUUCCACUAUGGAGGCUGAGUUUAUUUCGUGUUUUGAGGCUACCUCACAUGGAGUAUGA
Molecule: messenger RNA, 360 nt
Organism: Hibiscus syriacus
Lineage: Eukaryota; Viridiplantae; Streptophyta; Magnoliopsida; Malvales; Malvaceae
Product: secreted RxLR effector protein 161-like
Exons: 1
Coding region: 1-360 (119 amino acids)
Source: RefSeq, a predicted model, not a curated record